Ostrinia furnacalis (Asian corn borer) is the source of this 2664-nucleotide messenger RNA. RefSeq lists its product as uncharacterized. The transcript is spliced from 7 exons. The coding region runs from base 697 to 1740 and encodes 347 amino acids. The record is from RefSeq and is a predicted model, not a curated record. Gene Ontology annotation, molecular function: DNA binding. NCBI's taxonomy places the organism in Eukaryota, Metazoa, Arthropoda, Insecta, Lepidoptera, Crambidae.
AUAGUUCACAAAUGCGUAACUAUGUAAUGUAAUUGUUAAUCACGAAUACUCGUCAGCGAAAACCGGUUUUAGAAGUUGGGCGUUGAGAAUAAAGACAACAAUUACUAACGAUUAAAUUUUAUCAUUCAUACACAAUUUAAACAAGCGGUGAAAAUCUGCCUGUAGGAGGUACGAAACCUCUCAUAGGCAAUGCCAGUACUUGACUAUCGCCUUCGCGCGCUCGCUCUUCGUAUGAAAAGAUAAUCUUUCUUUAGUGUUCGUUUCACAACGCUGGGGAGCGGAAAACCGAACGCAUUCCAUAUUUAAACAUUUAAAAUAAAUUCAAUUUAAUUUGCGCGCGACAUUCUCUUUUUGAAAAACGUUUCUGCUAGUUCAUCACGCGGCCAUAUUGUUUCCGCCUUUGUGUUUUGAACGGCAAAAGUUCCUCGCUGCAUUUUCACUAUUAAUUUUAGUGCGCGCAUAGACGGUGGCGCCGCGUCAUUCUGUGAAAAUAAAUAUAAAUCGUGUCUUUGAUUUUUAAAGGGAAACUACAAACUAGUCAGUGCUAUUACAAAAUUUAUGUCGGACAGAUAUCUUUUGUUUGACGACACAAAAUAAGCGAAAAUAAGUUUGACUUUGUGAUAACGACACGGAUUCGAGUGAUUCAAGGCGGAGUUUUGUUUGUGCUGAUGAAUAAUUAGAAAUCUGGAGACAACAAUGGGCAAAGAAGUCCAAAAGCGAUGGCGCUCGAUCCGCGACUCGUACACGAAGGCGUUCCGGCAGGGCAAGUGCGUGCUGCCCGAGCAGUGCCCGCCCGGCAGCCGCCGCUACCAGUACCACCGCCAGAUGGCCUUCCUUCUGCGAGCACUGCAGAACAAGAAACCGAAGUACGAGUGCCAUUCCGACACAUACUCCAACUCGCCCCAGCACCCGCCACCCGAAGACAUACCAAAACUUAACGCAGAACUAGAAAAACCUCUAGAUCUCAAAACAAAACCUGACAAACCAGAAGCAGAAAAACCAGAAACCGUAGACAAAUGCAACCAAGCAGUUAUGGCGGAAAAGCCGAUUGAGAUCAAAAACCCAUCGCUCGAAAUCAAAAUCGACGCCAACUCGAUCCUCCCAGACGAUCAUUUCGAUGACGAUAAACUGUUCAUGAAUUCUCUGCUUCCACUUUUCAAGAAGAUGGACGAUGAUACAAGGCUGCUGUGUAGAAUUGAGGUUUUAAAGAUUAUCAGGUACGCAUUACAAGGACACAAGUGCUUCGAAGCGUUGAGGAUGGCGGAAGACAGCUUCUUCAAGAACAAGAUCAGUGGGAUUCUGAUGAAGGAGGAGAUCCCAGACACUCCAGUCAGCACACCAAAAGCGACGGAGUCUAAGUUGUCUAUGACUACCAGAUCAGCUGAUGGCAGCAGACCUGUGAGGAAACGGAAGACCAGAUCACCUUCUCCAACUCAAGUGCCAGUCAAGCGGAGAGGCCCGGGCCGCCCUAGGAAGGUCCGCCCUCCGCCAUCGGACUCUGAAGAAGAACACCAUACAACGAGGAAACGGUGCCCCAAGAUGAAGGUGGUCCCCGUGGAGGUCCCACACGUUAUGAGCGAGAUGGAUGAAUCGCUCAGUACUGCUACUAGCGUCGCGCAGCUUUCCACGCCGCUGUUUAUGAAGAUGUACAACUUGGAACGCUCAAAAUCGUCUCUAGAAAAGUCACAGAGUAUGCACGUGUCGAUCAAGACGGAACCAGUAGACGACACGACCACCUAAGGAGGUGUAUGUCGUCCUGUAGUGUAUUUGUGAAUAAGUUUUCAGUCUGUGUCAUGAGAGAUUUGUAGGCGAGAAAUUCGGUAAUUUUCAAUCGUAUAUCCUUGGUAAUACUGCAAUUUAAGUCACAUCACUUAACUGAGUUUUAGCAUUAAAAAGAUAAAAUCACUUAGCUUAUACAUUAGUUUUAGCAUCCAAAAAAUGGAUAGUAACUGAUAUGACACUCUUGCAGUGGAUGUCGUAAAAACUACCAAAGGAUUAAUACGCGAACAUCAGGCCUCCCUAACCCGUCUGGCUAGCGUAGGGAAUGUAGGCGAAAUCCUCCAUUUGCCUCUGGAAAAUAAGCAUCGUGCACGUGAAGAUCCAUAAAAUGUUCAAAUUUUUUUUUUGUUCCAGUUUUUAUAAUUGUGUCACUCGAAUUCAGUCAUUUUUGCGUGGAAGUUAUUGCAGUAUUACCUCUAUGGCUCAAUAUAAAUAGUGUGAUUAUUUGGACUAUAUUGCUACCAUAGCAUUUUCAUUUGUUGAAGAAAAACUUCAAAUUAUCAGAAUGUUCCUGUAUGUUAUUAAAAUUAUUAGAAGUUAUUGUAUUGCUUUUGAAUUUGAUUUCUGAUUGUGAUAAAUAUAAAUAAUUUGAUUUAUAUUUUUCUCUUCUCAAUCUCAUGACACUAGCAAAACUUAUAGUCAUAUCUUGCUGAUUGUUGAUGAAAGAGAAAAUGUGAUAUUUUAUAAUGUUAGAGCUUGGCCAUUUAGGUUCAUAACUAUUAUCCUAAGAUAUUUUUAAGUGUAUAUUGUAUUUAUGUAGUUAUUAACCACACCUCAACGAAUUAGUGUACCACAGUGUAGAGUAAUUGUCAUCAUCAAACAUCAUAAAACUUUGAAGUUUGUAGCAUUUUAACGACAUCCUUAUACUCUUUCAAGGUGUUUAUA